Messenger RNA from Chiroxiphia lanceolata (lance-tailed manakin), 3494 nucleotides. RefSeq names its product membrane associated ring-CH-type finger 4 (gene MARCHF4). Lineage: Eukaryota; Metazoa; Chordata; Aves; Passeriformes; Pipridae. The record is from RefSeq and is a predicted model, not a curated record. The transcript has 4 exons. Gene Ontology annotation, molecular function: zinc ion binding; ubiquitin-protein transferase activity. Gene Ontology annotation, biological process: protein ubiquitination. Bases 1606 to 2775 code for a protein of 389 amino acids.
CUUCCACGUUCCACCCCUCCCUUCCUGCAAAUCCUGCUCGCACUGCAAACAAUCUGCCUUCCCCAUUGCAUCCAAGGGAGGUAGCAACAGCAACAUCAUCACGGCAAGCCGGAUGGGAGAGCGGAGAGGAGGCUGCUGCUGAGAGAGGAAGGCACACACGCACACACCAGCUCGAUGUUGCCAAAGCGGUAGGAGCCGCACGAAAAAUAAGCCAUGCUGCCCCAUGUGUCUGGCGCAUUGUGCUUUAUCCCAGCCUUUUAGGAGGAAGAAGAGAAUUAUCUGCUCCGAUUUUUUUUUUCCUGACAGCGAGAGUGCGACAGACUUGCGAUGGUUGAAUGUCAAUGCCUGUGAGAGAGAGCAACAGUCAGAGGAGGAGGACAGAAGGGGAGGAAAAUGAAGGUGGGGACGGUGGUGGAGAGAAAGAAGGAGCCUCGUCCAAUGCAUCAAAAGGAGGUUCCUGCAAUUGCUGAUAGAGUCCUGGCCGCCUCGCCAUCCACAAUGGUCUGUACAAGCUGCCAAUGCGUUUGAUGACGUUCCUGUUUUGUGAAAGGAGGAAAGGAAACGUGACCAUGUAAGAUCCACGUUUCCCCGGUCAAUUACAUGCGAAGAAUAGAUUCGAUUUCGACGGGGUUUUUUGGUCCAGGAUGGUAACAGCUUAGGGAAUAAUACAGCCGCCUUCCCUUACCAAUUUCGCUCUGAUUUUUUUUUUUUUUUGUGUGGUCCAGACAGCUGCUGGAAUAGAGAAGGUCAGAAUAUAUAAAUAUAUAUAAAAUAUAUAUGAUAUAUAUUAUAUAUAUAAAAAUAUAUUUGUCUCAGUAUCUCUGGGAUUAAGCUCAUUGAAUGCUAAUCAUUUCUUUCAGGACUUUUAAUAUUUACAAUGAAAUCUUUUAAAGGCAACGGUAAAAUCUGAAGCCACCUGGGAGUACAGUGUUGGAAACGUAGGGUGUUUUCCCACAAACAAUGUGAAGGUCUUUUUUGUCAAAGAGGCAAUUUUGAUAAUAACAACAGCUACCAAUUUUGCAUUUUGAUAGCCAGACCAGCUGCUAUUUUGUCUGGGUUGACACCAGGAUUCGUGUGAUCAGGUUUUAUUUUUUAAUUGAAAAAAAAUUACAAAAUAGAAGAAAAAGGAAAAUUACUUGAGAUGCCAAAUACUGUCGAGAGAACCAUAUUCUCCCUCCUCCCCACACCCACCGGAGACGUGGACCCUUCUUUUUUACAGGCUUAGGAGUUGCGAGAGCUGAUCGGGGGCUUUUCUCCCGAGCCCGCUGCCUGCGCCCCUGGACCCUCGGGCGUGGGAGAUUUAUUUCCUCCUCCUCCCGCUGAUUUCUAAGCAAACUUGUGGAAGGGGAGCAAAGGGUCCCCAAGCAGCACGGAGUCGGGUUUUUUUCUGGUGUGGAUUUUUCUUUCAGUGGCUAUCCCCGCCGGGUUGCAGCGGGCUGCCGGGGAUUCCGCCCCCUCGCCCUCCGGCUCUGCUUUUGUCCCUUCCCCGGCGGCCAGCGGAGCCCCCCCGGGCACUGCGGCCGCCGCGGAGCCCCCCGGCCGCGGGGCGCCCGGCUCCUGCCCUUUUUCUUUUCCCCCCCGUGCCCGCCUGCCAAGGAAAGGCACAUGUUAAUACCACCCGGCGCGGGCAUUUUCUGCUACUGCUGCUGCGGGCUCCUCCGUCCGAGACAGAUGUUGCGAAACCAAGGCCUCCUCAAGUGCCGCUGCCGCAUGCUCUUCAAUGACCUGAAGGUCUUCCUGCUGCGGAGACCCCCCGCGCCGCCGCCGCCCUCCCCGCCGCCGCCGCUCCCCAUGCCCGGCGGCGCAGAGGCGGCGGCGGGGGCCGCUCCGCCCGGGGGGCGCGGGCCCGGCUGGCGGGCGGCGGCGGGCGGCGGCGGCGCGGGCAGCCCGGCCGCCGAGGAGUGGGGCAGCCCCGCCGGAGAGCCGCCCGCCUCCCUGCCCAGCAGCACCUCCUCGGAUGACUUCGGCAAGGGCAAGGCCGAGGACCGAUACUCGCUGGGCAGCAGCGUCGACAGCGGCAUCCGCACCCCGCUCUGCAGGAUCUGCUUCCAGGGGCCCGAGCAGGGGGAGUUGCUGAGCCCGUGUCGAUGUGAUGGAUCGGUGAAGUGCACGCACCAGCCAUGUCUGAUCAAAUGGAUUAGUGAGAGAGGCUGCUGGAGCUGUGAGCUGUGUUACUACAAGUAUCACGUCAUUGCCAUAAGCACAAAGAACCCUCUGCAGUGGCAGGCCAUCUCUCUGACAGUCAUUGAGAAGGUUCAGAUAGCAGCGGCCAUCCUGGGUUCCCUCUUCCUCAUUGCCAGUAUCUCGUGGCUCAUCUGGUCGACCUUCAGUCCUUCAGCCAAAUGGCAGCGCCAGGACCUGCUCUUCCAGAUCUGCUAUGGAAUGUACGGCUUCAUGGACAUUGUCUGUAUAGGUCUAAUAAUACACGAAGGGCCCUCGGUUUACCGGAUUUUUAAACGGUGGCAGGCGGUCAAUCAGCAGUGGAAAGUGCUGAACUAUGACAAAACAAAGGACAUGGAGGAGCAAAAAACAGGGACCAGGACAAAUCAGCGCCCCUCCUCCCAAACCACCCAUUCGUCCUCCACUGGUGGUACAGCCACUAACUCCGCUCCAGCCGACAGCGGGGCACGGGCUGCCGGCCAUGCCACAGGCACCCUCUCUGACCACCACUGUGCUUAUACCAUCCUGCAUAUACUCAGCCACCUGAGGCCUCACGAACAGAGGAGUCAGUCUAGCAGUAACAGAGAGCUCGUCAUGAGGGUCACGACGGUCUGAGCCGAGGAAUUCAGGAGGCCUUAACAUGAAGCGGAGGAGACAAAGAACUCAUAAAGCAGAGGAGCAUGGUGUGCCUUUUUCUUUCUCUUUCCUUUUCUUUUUUCUCUUUUUUUUUUCCUCCUCUUCUUUUCAUUUUUCAGUAACUGCACAAGAUAUAAGAGGCGGCACCUGGCCAGCUGAGGAAAAAAGCAGGUGGAGGGAGAGCUGCACACUCAUGCUAAAGAGGUUAAUGUUUUCCAGCCUGUUUAAAAAAAAAAAAAAAAAGAAAAAAAAGAAAAAAAACAACAACACAAAUCACAAAAAAAACAACAAAACAAGUGCAAUACAGACUACAAACUGAGUAGGCAGAGUUCUGGGGAAGCAGAGGAACAGACGGUUUAGCAUGUCUUACAAAUCCUAUUACCUGGAAUAGGUAACGCUCUGUACACACCCCCCGUACACACACACACGCGCACACAAACACACACACAUAGUGUGAGAUUUAUAAAAACAUGGAAGGGAACGAAAUAUUUGGAGUGUUUUUAUUUUCCAGACUGUGAUUAACCAGGGCUAUGAGUUGUUUUGUUUCAUUAGUCACUGGAACUUUGUUUGAUUUACCAUGGGGUACCUGAAGUUAAAUGGCUGGGGAUUUUUCAGUAUUGAUUUACGGAAGGAGAGAUUGAAACAUCUCACCAACAAAAUCUUAAAAAAAUCCAGGCAUACGCAAAUUUCACCAAAAA